AUGUACCAAUUACAAAAACUUUUUUUAGUGGGUACUUUCUCUUUGCGGUAUUCCACCUUUGCCAGUUUUUGGAUGGAAUCUCAGGUGAAGCACGCCCUUGUUGUUAAAGUAAUGGGUCGUACUGGGUCUAGAGGGCAGGUGACUCAGGUUAGAGUGAAGUUUUUGGAUGAUCAAAACAGGCACAUCAUGAGGAAUGUGAAAGGACCUGUGAGAGAAGGAGACAUUCUCACCCUGCUUGAGUCCGAAAGAGAAGCAAGAAGGGAUAUAACCACGCUUGACGUCACACUGAUUUCCGAUGUUGAAGACCUCGCGAAUGUUGAAUUCCCUGACACCGUGCAUCAAGUUAGUACUGAUUCAUGGUUUCAGAUGAGAGCGGGGUUAGAGGUGGAACCUGGUCAAGUUCGGAUUUGGAUCCGAACUCGGGAGAUUGAGCUAGCGCAAAGGAGAAAGGUGUGGUUGCAGUAG
Molecule: messenger RNA, 465 nt
Organism: Sphenostylis stenocarpa
Lineage: Eukaryota; Viridiplantae; Streptophyta; Magnoliopsida; Fabales; Fabaceae
Source: the annotation of a GenBank genome assembly